This is a messenger RNA of Chelmon rostratus (copperband butterflyfish), 1643 nucleotides long. It is a transcript of the gene cd79a, whose product is annotated as CD79a molecule, immunoglobulin-associated alpha. Gene Ontology annotation, biological process: B cell receptor signaling pathway; B cell differentiation. The transcript has 5 exons. The record is from RefSeq and is a predicted model, not a curated record. NCBI's taxonomy places the organism in Eukaryota, Metazoa, Chordata, Actinopteri, Chaetodontiformes, Chaetodontidae. The coding region runs from base 139 to 819 and encodes 226 amino acids. Gene Ontology annotation, cellular component: B cell receptor complex; external side of plasma membrane.
UGACUGAGAGAAAAGCAAGACACCAGUUUGUUAGAGCAGUAACAGUGAAGACUGGGGCCAGCGUUGUAUGAAGGACCUGAUCUGCGUUAGUACAUUUUGGUGUUUUUUUUGUGUCUGUGUUAAACAUUUGUAAACGCAAUGGGGACUGUUACAAACUUUUUCCUCUGCAGCUUUGUGGUGGUUAUGGCUCAGGGUGAGGUGAAGUUACAGCCGGACAGACCCUUUCUGAAGGUACUGCACAAUGGCCGAGCUGAGCUGGAGUGCUGCUACAAUGCGACCAAGUUACUGGAUUUUACUUGGUACAUACGAGUUCAAGCUGAAAACAUAACCCUGGAUCCAACAAUUGUGAAUAUUUCAGAACUCGUGACUGCAAGAACCAAAAAAACGAAAGACGGACACUGCAGCAUCUUAACCUUCAGCUCAGUCCAGCUGAAUGACACAGGGCUGUACCUUUGUUGGCUGAACAAUAGUAACAUCAACCUCUUUACAUAUGGCACCUACCUGCAUGUCUACAAACCACUGGAGAAGACAUUAAACCUCAGCGAAAACACCAAAAACAAGAUCCUGACAGCUGAGGGAAUCUUGCUGUUCCUGUGUGUGCUUCUGCCUGCUGCCACCCUUAUCUGCCAGUCAAAGAAACUAAGCGAACUGGAGAAGAAGAAAGUGAAGAGGGAAGAGGAAAACAUAUAUCAGGGGCUAAAUCUGGACGAUUGCUGUGAAACGUAUGAACAGAUCGAACGCGCGCUGGCACAUGGCCCGUACCAGGAUGUGUGCAACAUUAAGGAGGAAGAGGAGGAGAUCCAGCUGGAGAAACCUUGAAGGAAAUGGGAAAGACAGGAAAAGUGAAGGAAGAAGGGGAGAGUGCUGACUGUUUUUUAAUAGCUGAAGUUUAAGUGUGUGAUUUCUGAAUAUAAGUUUUUAUUUUUUAAUAUGCAAUUUGGAAUUUGGAGUUUUGUACAUAGCCUGCAGUUGAAAGUUUUAAGCAUGUGACAGCAUAAUGUUUGAUCAGCUUCUUUGACUAGAGAUUGAACAUUUAUUUUAGGCCUUGGACACAGCAGUUGACAAAUCAGUCUCACCAUAGUGUAUGCUCAGUCAGGACCGUAGCCAGGAUCCUAGAAAUACUGAGUUCAGAAGUCCAGAAAGCCCCUCCCGUUGAGAUCAUUUUGAAGAGGCCUAUUUUCUACGUUUGAUUAAUUCAGUUGUAUGUUACAUAUUUGUCAAAAAUGUAUAAGCAUUUAAAAACAUUUAAGUGUGCUGUCUACUCCAAGAUUUCUUGAUUUUUCUUGCCAUAACAUUGCCAAAUUUAAGGAAAGAGUCUAAGAAAUAAUGGUAUCUGACCUUUAGAAAUGAUGAUGAUGUUCAGAGCUUUGAAACAUAACAAGACAGAAGUCCUUGAUGUGUGCAAAAAAAGGUAAACUCUACUAUUCCAUGACAACUCGAUGUGCUGAGGAAGAUUGUGUGACGCGAUUGAAAGCUCCAGAACAGCUUCUGAGUGAUGGUGAGAUUGUUUUGUCAUGUUAUCCGCUCCUCCUUUAAUGUUUGUUUUAAAAAAAAUCGAUAUGCAUUUCUUCUAUUAUUGCUUGAUGAUUUGUCACAAUUUAUUUACCUUCUGCCAUUUUUGUGAGUGAAGAAUAAAGUUCUGU